GCCCCGACCUGUAGAAAUCCGCCUGCUCCGCGGCCCUGUCACGUCUACCCUACGUACGAUUCCGAAGGAGGGCACCCAGCUUAUAGAAAUGGGACGACGGUCAUCAGAAAGCAGAAGCAAGAGAAAAAAGAAACACCGAAGGCGGUCAUCUUCAAGCAGUUCUUCCGAUAGUAGAACGUAUAGCCGAAAGAAAAGUGGGAGAAAGUCCAGGUCAAAGUCUAGGUCUUGGUCCAGAGAUCUUCAGUCUCGUUCACAUUCUUAUGAUAGAAGACGCAGGCACCGGUCAAGCAGCAGCUCGUCUUUUGGCUCUAGAAGAAAACGAAGUCGAAGUCGUUCACGAGGUCGGGGCAAAUCCUACAGACUUCAAAGGUCUAGGUCAAAAAGCAGAACAAGAAGGUCCAGGUCAAGACCUCGUCCGCGUUCCCACAGUCGAAGCAGGGAACGGUCCAGCCAUAGAAGGACUCGAAGUCGAUCCCGGGACAGAGACCGUCGUAAAGGCAGAGACCAAGAGAAGAGAGAAAAGGAGAAGGAAAAAGCCAAGGACAAGGAAUUGCACAGCAUCAAACGUGGGGAAUCUGGAAACAUCAAAGCUGGAUUAGAACAUCUGCCACCAGCAGAGCAGGCCAAAGCCAGGUUGCAACUGGUCCUUGAAGCUGCUGCCAAAGCUAAUGAAGCACUGAAAGCCAAAGAGAGAAAUGAGGAAGAAGCAAAGAGAAGGAAGGAGGAAGACCAAGCCACCCGGGUGGAGCAGGUGAAGAGAGUGAAGGAAAUCGAAGCUAUUGAGAGCGAGUCCUUCUUUCAGCAGACGUUCCGGUCGAGUAAAGAAGUCCGGAAGGCCGUGGAGCCCAGUGAGGUAAAGCAGGCAGCUCCAGCUGCAGGCCCAGCGGCCACGGCUCCCGAGCUGCCCAGUGUCGGGAAGGAGCUGGACCCCAGCAGCAUCCCCACCGCUAUCAAGUACCAGGACGACAACUCUCUGGCUCAUCCGAAUGUGUUUAUUGAGAAAGCUGAAGCUGAGGAAAAGUGGUUCAAAAGAUUGAUUGCCCUUCGACAAGAAAGACUAAUGGGAAGUCCUGUAGCCUAAAAACAAAUGUGGUUAACAGUGACAUUGCUUAUGUUGAAGUGACAUUGCUUAUGGUUAAC
Dipodomys ordii (Ord's kangaroo rat) is the source of this 1140-nucleotide messenger RNA. Its product is annotated as serine/Arginine-related protein 53. Gene Ontology annotation, cellular component: cytoplasm; nucleus. The record is from RefSeq and is a predicted model, not a curated record. Gene Ontology annotation, biological process: alternative mRNA splicing, via spliceosome. NCBI's taxonomy places the organism in Eukaryota, Metazoa, Chordata, Mammalia, Rodentia, Heteromyidae. The transcript has a single exon. The coding region runs from base 89 to 1081 and encodes 330 amino acids.